Hydra vulgaris (swiftwater hydra) is the source of this 714-nucleotide messenger RNA. The record is from RefSeq and is a predicted model, not a curated record. NCBI's taxonomy places the organism in Eukaryota, Metazoa, Cnidaria, Hydrozoa, Anthoathecata, Hydridae.
CAUCUCCACCUAAAAUAUCAAUGGUAGUACGACCUUCAAAAGAUUUUGAUCAGAAAUUUCUCCGUCAAAACAACUUUCAAAUGCAGAAGUUCAUCCCAAUCAUGAAAACUGUGCUAUUUUGUUAGUUGCAGCUCAGUCUCCAACAGAACUGCGGUUUUUGACCCGCAAACUACUAAAUCAGCCUAAAAAGGUUGUCAACAAAGCUAUGAAUGCAGCUUUAGAACCUCCUCUACAGAUGCUGUCCAAAAAAUACCAACUGCUGCCCUUGCCUUCAUCCUCAACAACAAUAUUUCCAAAAGAACAUAUUGCCAACUAAAAAAGGAAUGUGCUGAAAACUUUUCUGAUAUUUGGCCAAAUUAUAAUGCUAAUCACAUGGAAGCUUGCGAAUGUCUACCUCUUUAUUGUGUAAAUCAAUGUGGCAUGAAACUUUUUCGUAAAGAGAUGUCAUCUCAUAUCGCUGAUAGUUGCGCUAAUACAAUUAUUAAUUGUAAAUAUUUUUACAUUGGAUGCAAUUUCAAAGGAAUGAGAAAAGAACAAGAUGCUCAUGCCAAUUCUUCAACACAAAAUCAUCUUUCAAUGGCAAUAUCAAAAGUUGCUGCACUUGAAAAUAAAAUUAUGUUUAAUGAGAAAGAAAUGGAAGCAAAAAUGACCUCUCUCAAAAAUGAAAUGAUUUAUUGCAAUAAUCAUUGUCAUCGUUGUUAUCGACAUUCUUGA